Sycon ciliatum is the source of this 714-nucleotide messenger RNA. RefSeq names its product protein starmaker-like. The record is from RefSeq and is a predicted model, not a curated record. The transcript is spliced from 3 exons. Lineage: Eukaryota; Metazoa; Porifera; Calcarea; Leucosolenida; Sycettidae. Bases 1 to 714 code for a protein of 237 amino acids.
AUGGUGAGGGCAGAGAGGACAGUGAGGACAGGGAGGACAGUGAGGGCAGAGAGGACAGUGAGGGCAGAGAGGACAGUGAGGACAGUGAGGAAAGUGAGGACAGACAGUGAGGACAGAGAGGACAGUGAGGACAGUGAGGACAGUGAGGACAGUGAGGACAGUGAGGACAGUGAGGGCAGAGAGGGCAGAGAGGACAGUGAGGACAGUGAGGGCAGAGAGGACAGUGAGGACAGUGAGGGCAGAGAGGACAGUGAGGGCAGAGAGGACAGUGAGGACAGUGAGGACAGUGAGGACAGUGAGGGCAGAGAGGGCAGAGAGGACAGUGAGGACAGAGAGGACAGUGAGGACAGUGAGGACAGACAUGAGGACAGUGAGGACAGUGAGGACAGUGAGGACAGUGAGGACAGUGAGGCCAGUGAGGACAGUGAGGACAGCGAGGACAGUGAGGACAGUGAGGACAGUGAGGACAGUGAGGCCAGUGAGGACAGUGAGGACAGUGAGGGCAGAGAGGACAGUGAGGACAGUGAGGACAGUGAGGCCAGUGAGGACAGUGAGGACAGCGAGGACAGUGAGGACAGUGAGGACAGUGAGGACAGUGAGGACAGUGAGGCCAGUGAGGACAGUGAGGACAGCGAGGACAGUGAGGACAGCAAGGACAGUGAGGACAGUGAGGGCAGUGAGGACAGUAAGGACACAAUUGAGUCGCCCACAUGA